GUCAGGUAGCACGCAGUCAGCUAGGGUUGAAUUCCAAAUACCUCCACACUCCCUGUAUUAGUUCACUUCAUAGCCUGGAUAUAUGUAAACUGCAGCACUUGAAUCCCACAAGGUGGAUUUUUUGGAUGAAUAAAUAUCUGUUCUGUAGUAACUGAGUGAGAAGCUGAAAAGGAAUGGCGACGCGCAGGGAAUCAGCACAGCGGUGAUCUGAAACCAAACUCGGGAAAUUAAUCAGACCUGUGAGCUCUUCAUGCACGAGCCGCUUCAAGGUGAACCCAAAGUGCGUGUUCAUGAACUCAAGUUUCCUGGCUCUACCAUGGAGAAGUAUGAGAAGCUGGCUAAGAUUGGCGAAGGCUCCUAUGGAGUGGUGUUUAAAUGCCGAAACAAGGAAACAGGCCAGAUAGUGGCCAUCAAGAAGUUUGUAGAAUCCGAGGACGACCCAGUCAUCAAGAAGAUAGCACUGAGGGAAAUCAGAAUGCUGAAGCAGUUAAAGCAUGUAAACCUGGUCAACCUUCUGGAGGUGUUCAGGAGGAAGAGAAGACUUCACUUGGUCUUUGAGUUUUGCGAACAAACCGUCCUCAAUGAACUCGACAAGCACCCCAGAGGGGUUCCUGAGGUCCAGCUGAAGAGCAUCGUCUGGCAAACUCUUCAGGCUGUCAACUUCUGCCACAAACAUAACUGUAUCCAUCGCGAUGUGAAACCAGAAAACAUCCUCCUAACCAAGACGGGCGUCAUUAAGCUGUGCGACUUUGGGUUUGCCCGCAUCCUGACUGGCCCGGGUGACGACUACACUGACUAUGUGGCCACACGCUGGUACCGAGCACCGGAGCUGCUGGUGGGAGACACACAGUACGGCCCGCCGGUGGACGUGUGGGCUCUGGGCUGCGUCUUUGCUGAACUCCUUCUCGGGAGUCCACUGUGGCCUGGACGCUCAGACGUAGAUCAGCUCUACCUCAUCCGCAAGACGCUGGGUGACCUGAUCCCUCGACACCAGCAGGUGUUCCGCUCCAAUGCUUUCUUCAGUGGAGUCAGCAUCCCUGAACCAGAUACCAUGGAGCCACUUGAGAAGAAGUUCCACGUUGCCUCUCCUCAUGCCAUUACUGUGAUGAAGUCCUGUCUUGUGAUGGACCCUCCUGAAAGACUGACAUGUGAGGAGUUAUUAGAGCUGCCAUACUUCCAGGAUGAGGGUGGAUUCGGCUGGGGACGAGAAAGCGAUCGGCCCAUGAGGCGCCAUGAGAAAGGUGCCAGGCGCAGAGUGCCAGGGGCCCAGUAUUUGCCUCAACUUACCAGCAGCACCAUCUCCCCGGCACCUGAGCUGAAGAACAAACACAAGCCCAAGUAUGACCACCAUCUUCCCAACAUCUAACCCUGAAAGAGAAAUAAAAAUGAGGCACGGGGAUGUUACAGGGAUGUUAUGGACUUGAAUUUACAAUACACCAGUGAAAUCUAUAUACAAAUUGUAGUUAUGAGGAACAUUGCGAGAAGUGGCACUGCCAUAAAGUUUGACGUGGAUUUACUUUAAAAUCAUUUUAAACUCUUGAUAUACUGUUCGAACAUUAAAUGAAUAUGAUUUAGUCAGUAUAUACUCUCACCUCCAACAAUACUGUACAUCAGCACCUUAGCAGAUUGCCUUAGUUGAAAUAUUACUCCCCAACAUGGAUUGUAGCUCAUCUAGGUGUCUUUACUAGUCCUAGCUUUUUCACCGUUGUGCCAAAUUUAUCAGGGAGUAGCGCAUUUUGAUCCAAAAGGUCAUAUUCAUCUUUUCUAAUGCUUGCAUUGCUCUCAGACAGCAUUAAUUCAAAGCACUUAAAUCCAGUUUAAGAAUCCACAGCUUGAAUUUGAAAUGUUGCUCUUAUCUGGGACUUCAUAGCCUUUUUAUACCUUUAUGUGUAACUCUUUCUAUAAUUUCAUUUAUUAGUUUUUCAACAUCUGUCAUUUUGUCACUUGUGCAUGCCAUUCACAGGGUUGUGUGUUGCACUAAUACAAACUGUUCAUCACAUGUAGUGAGAAGUCUCUCUAAAACUCUUUUCCUUGCAGUUAAUACAAAUCAACAGAACCCCAGUGUGAUAUGUAAUGUGAUCCACAGACUUGAGCUAUUUAGCUCUUUGUUAGUGGGAAGAUCUCAUUUAUUAAAUACUGACAGGCUGAAUAAAUUUCAUUGUGUAUAUAUACACCUCUUGUUAACAAUGAAAUACAAGUUGUUGUUAUCCUUCUUUCGGCUGCUCCCUUUAGGGGUCGCCACAGCGGAUCAUCGGUCCUCAUAUUUGAUUUAGCACAGUUUUUAUGCCGGAUGCCCUUCCUGACGCGACACUCCCACAUUUUAUCAGGUCUUGGGACCCGCACUGGGAGUGCACUGUCUUGUGUAACCCCAGUGGCUGAGGUUGAUUCCCUGGCUGGGAAUCGAACCCCGGCCAUGGCGGUGAGAACACUGAGGCCUAACCACUAGUCCUCCAGGGACCCACUAGCAAUGAUAUACAAUCAAUCAAUCAAUCAAUCAAUCAAUCAAACAAUCAGUAAAUAAAUGAAUAAAUAAAUAAGAUAAUCUCAUGAAUAAUCACAUAAUUACUACAUUUUGAAACACUAGUCCCAAAUAAUCUGUGGUGUGAUAACAGUGUAUCGCAGUUAUCAAAAUGAACAUAUUCAAUAUUGUACUAGGAAAAUUACUAUGCGACUGUAUGUAUAAACAAACUGAAAUGAUUGCUGUCUGUCUAUAAAUGCUAAAGAAACAGUAAUGCCAGUUAGUUUGAAAGUUACAUACAGUAUGCUGCUUUCCGGUCGCUUUAUGUUAGCUAAACAUUAUUGACUUUUAAUAGUCUAUGAAUGCAAACAUGGCUGUUAAUAAAGAAACUGUUAGCUGCAGAGUUGUUGCGAAAAAGCAUAAACACAAAGUUAACUUCAAAUUUCAGCCAAAAUAAAGUACUUUAGAGGACUGUGGUUGCUGUACUGCCUUCUAAUUAGGACAAUGACAAAUUUAGGAUCUUAAUGGGUCUCAGGGGUAGUGAUAAUACGUACAGCAUUCCUAAAGGAGCUCAUUUAAGCCUGCCCUUCAUAACAUGCGGAAGUAUAUCUGGUUUCAGAUCUGGUUUUCAUGUAUUCAAGGCAUUGUCGUAGGUUUGUUCAGGCCCCCUAGUGGUGUAGACGCCGAUAUCUACAGUAGGAUUGUUGUGCAAAAAUAGCUUUCGUAUUAAGAAAAUAGCGACGAUGUCAACAAAAGCUGCAUAUCAUCUUUCAAAGUAGUAAGUUUUCUUAGUAAGUUCUGUGUAAACAGACGUGUCACGUCACGUGUGACUUGUUUACAGCUUGCAGGAACUACUGACGUAAUGUGGCCAGAUAUUUGGGACAUCGCCAACCAAAUUACCAGCAAAAAAAUCAUGUUACAACAAGGCAACAAUAAAAAAUAGCAGUUAUAUUGUAGUUUAUUUAGUUUGUUUAUUCAAAUUAAAGCAUUUUUUUGGUACAUUUUUGGUCAAUUUUUUCAUUUAAGUGAGUAGUCAUUGGUGUGCAUUGCUU
This is a messenger RNA of Pangasianodon hypophthalmus (striped catfish), 3510 nucleotides long. Its product is annotated as cyclin-dependent kinase-like 1. Gene Ontology annotation, molecular function: ATP binding; cyclin-dependent protein serine/threonine kinase activity. NCBI's taxonomy places the organism in Eukaryota, Metazoa, Chordata, Actinopteri, Siluriformes, Pangasiidae. Gene Ontology annotation, biological process: protein phosphorylation. The record is from RefSeq and is a predicted model, not a curated record. The transcript has 11 exons. Bases 251 to 1366 code for a protein of 371 amino acids. Gene Ontology annotation, cellular component: nucleus.